GCAUCUUUAUAUUCAAUUCAGUACAGUUUUUAACAUCAAAGCAUUCAAUCAUGCUCAGAAAAACGCCGACGAUAUUUUUGCAAAUCGUUUUCGUUUUGAUUUUUGCGGAGUUUGCCGUCGGUGUAACAAUCACACGAAAAGUGACGCGAAUUGAUUCAGAUGGAAAUAAACAUGUAUGGACAUCCACUUCCAACGAUCCCGAUGACAUUGUAGGCGAGAAUUUUCGAUUAAUACCUGACACUGUAGAAAGACGUUUUGGUGGUUCAAUUGUGCCAAAUGACGAAAAUAUGAAAGAAGUGGGAGUGAUCAAACGCGUAGAUUCUGAUGAAGUAGACAAAUUAUUUAGGCCUAUGCAAACUGUACCAUCAACAAUAACAUAUCGCUAUUUUAAUACAAGACCCACAUUUUCAUUAUCAGAUUUUGAUUGGCCUUCUGACAUUUCAACGACAACAAGAAAACCAAACUCUAAUUGGCCGUGGCCAACAAUUAACCAACCAACACCAGUAAAUACACCAGCAACACCUAAAAAAUCGGACGAUGAAGACAAGGUGUCUGAACGACGUCAAGAAUCUAAUGAAUCACCUGAAACAGAUUUGACAAAGAAUUGGAAAUCAAAUCCAUGGCUUUAUACACCUCCAAAUUAUGUUUACACCAAUAAGAAUAUGCCCAAAUUCGUUGACGAUGAUCCAGUUGUUACAACAACACCAAAAACUAAUAUAUUAUCCACAACAAAAAAGGCACUAACUCUAGAAGAAUUUCUGGAAUCAGAAUACGAUACAACGACAAAGAGGCAAGAAGAGGAUUUCACUACUAACAAAAAUGACAGGGUCAGUCACAACAGACGAACAACAACAACAACGCCUGCACCACAUAAUACUGAAACAUUUAUGCAGCCAGUCGAUUCAUCAGAUGUACUCACUAAAACUAUAAAGGUUGAAAAUAUAUUACCAUCAGAUACUCUGCCCAUCGAUAAACCAGCAAUUGGCAGGAUCCCUCCUGUUCGCACUACCACCACAAAUCACCAUACAAUGAGAGUAUAUCCAAUAUAUGUUGACCCCAUAAGUCAAUUCUUAGCAAAAGUGGAACUCAGCACAAACGAUAUAAUAGCGAAAGGUGGAGAGUUUUCAAAAGUUAUUAGUGACGAUAAUGGCAACGUUCUAACAGUGACAUUCUUAUUAAGCAGUGUGAAAAAACCCAACGAAAAUGUAGGAAGAAGGUCCAAUAAUUAUCAACCGAUUAAAUAAACAACUGCAUGUUUACAUAUGUAUGUAUAGAUAUAUAUAUAUUGCAGUGCUUUCCAAUAAAACAAUUAUUUUUAAUUAAAAAUAA
Teleopsis dalmanni is the source of this 1329-nucleotide messenger RNA. RefSeq lists its product as uncharacterized. The transcript is spliced from 5 exons. The record is from RefSeq and is a predicted model, not a curated record. Lineage: Eukaryota; Metazoa; Arthropoda; Insecta; Diptera; Diopsidae. The coding region runs from base 51 to 1244 and encodes 397 amino acids.